AUGGACCCAAAAGAAACUGCUCAAAGUCAACGUGCGGGGUGGACUACCAACCAACGCCAAUACGAGCGAGCUCUGGUCGAUGGGCCGACGGCAGCGAUCGACCGUUUUCGAACGACUUUUCAGAAUCGCGCGCCUGGUCCACUGUCCAAAGAUGACGAGGUUGUAAAGCUCGCUGACGUCUUGAACGUUCGCCUGUUUGAAGCCUUUGGAGAUACGCUUGAAUUGCGGCGCGCGAUCAUGGGUAGCAAUAUAGUGCCCUUUCUGGUCGAUAUCAUGGCAGAGCCUGACUUUCUCAGACAUUAUCUCGGGUUCUCGUCGAGUAUCUGUGGAAUGAUACUUGGACACUUCGAUGUGUGGUUGUCAGCCGCUCGUACCACAGGGUUUGGCGGCGCUGGCCAAACACGUUCCAAGCUCGCAGCACUUGGAUUCCCUGAUGUGUUUUGGAGCAAGAUGCAAAAGGCCUGGAUAGGUUUAUGGGAGAACCGAUCGCAUCUGGCUGAAAGCGAUGACGUCAGGUUCAGACUGGCGUUGCUUGAACAAAUAGAACUGCUGGCGUUCAGUGUUCGGGAUCUGGAGAUGCAGCUUGCACUCAAUCCCAAAGGCUCGAAAGAACUAUCGCAGGUCGCAUUCUUUGUCUGGGCGCAACUGCAUGGCAAUGAAGCUAUGACGGAGAAGGACAUCCUUCAAUUGCGCUCACAGCAUCACGCACCGGUGAUUCUGUGGGACUAUUACGGAUCCAGUCCGACUAUGCAGGCAUCUGUACGCGAUAUCUUCGAGAAUGUGGGCGUAGACCGGUCCAUUCGCGCCACCGAAAAUACACUCAAGUGGUCCUUCUUGAUGACAGGCACCCACCUUCUUGCUUGUAUCAAACUCGUCACGCUGCUCCAUAAUGUUUACAUGUCGUCCCCACUUCUGUCGAAUACUGCCGUCCUGCCAGCCAUGGCCAUGGCUUUCGAGCGCCAGAAGAUUCGGCUCAAAUACGCCGAGUCUCAAGGCCAGGGUCAGGCUCCCGGAGUGACCUUAGCCAAGAAAAUACAUGCGAUACAUGCAGCUUGCGAACACAUCAAGAUCAUCUUCCUUGCUGUCCACGCCCAUAUCGCGCAGUCGUCGAUCCUUCCCGCGAAUGCCAUUCAAGCUGUCUGGAGUAUCUUCUUACAGACGAUAGAUAUGGCGCUUGAAGCGGACGAAUUGCGACUGAGUCGGAAAAACUCCGUGCCGAUGGAAGACAAUCUGUCCAGCCUUACCUCUUCCCUCAGCCAGGCGACGGAUUCCUUGGUUGUUGCCUUGAAUGAGGGUGGGCUCCCGUCUGAUAUCAUUGCCAGUCUCCGUAAAGAUGCGGCCGCACAAACGGAGGGCACCAGCACCUGGUAUUGCGUCGUGCCAGACCUACACCGGGUCAUCAAGGCGAAAUCACCGUAUGCAAAUACCUUCAUUACACUUCUUGACGCCUGGAGGUCUCUGGGUAAGGCGCUUGGCAUCGACGAGAUCACAGAGCGCGACCGGCGCGCGUCAUAUCAAGCGCGCAUAUGUUCGUGGCGUGCGUGCGCUUUCCACACCACGCCUUCACCGAGUCCACUCUCCACCUGUAAGGGGUGCCAUGAGACCAGAUACUGCUCAAAGGAUUGCCAAACACGUGACUGGAAGCAAGGAGGACACCGUGAAGAAUGCCGUAGACUGAAGAAGGAAUAG
Molecule: messenger RNA, 1689 nt
Organism: Peniophora sp. CBMAI 1063
Lineage: Eukaryota; Fungi; Basidiomycota; Agaricomycetes; Russulales; Peniophoraceae
Source: the annotation of a GenBank genome assembly